AUGCCCGUGAGAUCAGAGUGCGGUCUUGAAAACCGGCCUCAUCGAAGGCGCCCGCAGCCGAAAGCGGCAGAGCAGGAGCGUGCCCGCCCGGGUGUGGAUGUGCGUGCCUGGAAGACGGCGCUCAGUACCAUGGCAGAGGCUUCGGGGAGUCCUCCGCCCGAACCCAUAGUGAGGAGGAAAAAAAGCAUAUCUAUUGAGGAAAAAGUUGACAUCAUAAGUGCUGUGGAGAGUGGCAAGAAAAAGGCAGACGUCGCAGCCAAGUAUGGCAUAAAGAAGAAUUCCUUGUCUUCAAUUAUGAAGAAUAAAGAAAAAGUUUUGGAAGCCUUUGAAUCUUUACGAUUUGAUCCUAAAAGAAAAAGACUAAGGACUGCUUUUUAUACCGACCUGGAGGAGGCAUUGAUGAAGUGGUACAGAAUUGCUCAGUGCUUGAAUGUGCCGGUAAACGGUCCUAUGUUGCGCCUCAAGGCUAAUGAUUUUGCCCAGAAGCUUGGACAUAGUGAUUUUAAAUGCAGUAAUGGCUGGCUCGAUCGUUUCAAGUCAAGGUAUGGUUUAGUUUUCAGAGCUCAGCCUGUAGAAGCAGCUGCUGCUACUGCAGUGGAUGCUCCAACUGUUUGGUACCAAAAUGUUCUUCCUUAUUAUUUAAAAUAUUAUCAGCCAAAAAACAUGUUUUAUAUACAGGAGACCGGAUUGUUGUAUCAGAUGUUACCACAUAACACAUUUGCAUUUAAAGGGGAAACUUGUUCUGUAGGUAAACUAAGCAAAGAGAGAAUAACCGUAGUGGUGGGUACAAAUAUGGAUGGCUCCGAGAAACUUCCUUUGCUUGUUAUAGGAAAAAACAAAAGUCCACCCUCUUUCAAAGAUGUGAAGUCGCUACCUGUGGAUUAUGAAGCAAAUGAUAUGGCAUGGAUGACUUCGGAAGUGUUUGAACAGUGGAUGCAUAAACUUGAUGACAGAUUUCAAGCACAGCAGCGACGAGUAGUUAUUCUUGUUGAUUCUCUCCCAGCUCACACAGAAGUAAAGAACCUGAAGUCUGUCAAAUUAGUGUUCUCUCCUCCAGACUCUUCUUCAUGUAUCGCUACAAAACAAGGGGUUAUCAGAAGUCUGAAGGUUAAAUAUAGGCACUGUCUUAUCAAGAGAUUUGUUGACUGCGUAGAAGGUAAUAAAGAGUUCAUGCUGACUCUUCUUGAUGCAAUUGAAAUGUUGUACCUGUGCUGGAGGGAAGUAACAGCAGAAACUAUUGUAAAAAGUUAUAAUGAAGCAGGAUUCAAAUUAGAAACCAAGGUAAAUGGUAACGACACAGCGGUUGAAAGUGAUUUUGAUUUGAUUGCACAUGCACAGGCAGCUGGAGUGGAGUUUCCAGAAGGUUUAUCUUUGGAGGAAUAUGCAGCUCUAGAUGAUGGCUUGGUAACUUACGAAAUGCCCACAAAUAACGAAAGGAUGUGUGCCAAAGAAAGCGCCUCAGAUAAGGCUGGGACAUUUGUUGGUGAUGAGGAUGAAGGUGAUCGAUUUCAGGGAGCUGAACAACCUUUACCAUCAAAAAAUGAGGCUUUGAGUGCUUUAGAUACCCUUCGAAAGUUUCUCAGAAGUCAAGACACGAAUGAUUCUCUUCACGAUUCCCUAGCUGACCUGGAGAAUUUUAUUCAACAUGUAGCAUGUAAAUAA
This is a messenger RNA of Gymnogyps californianus (California condor), 1662 nucleotides long. It is a transcript of the gene TIGD4, whose product is annotated as tigger transposable element derived 4. The transcript has a single exon. Gene Ontology annotation, molecular function: DNA binding. NCBI's taxonomy places the organism in Eukaryota, Metazoa, Chordata, Aves, Accipitriformes, Cathartidae. The record is from RefSeq and is a predicted model, not a curated record. The coding region runs from base 1 to 1662 and encodes 553 amino acids. Gene Ontology annotation, cellular component: nucleus.